AUGAGGAUUAUUUCCUGCCAGUCGACUCUUGUGGCUGUAGUUGCGGUUGCUCUCAUUGUGGUGUACUACACUGAAGCUAAGACUACUCCGAAGCCAAAGUACCAGUACACCAAGAAACCCGUCCCUCAGAUCACGGUCCACAGCCCUGUAACCACCAGCGUGCCCAAGACUCUUAAAAUAGUCCCAACUGCAAAUCCUGUGAAGCCCCAUCCCCCGCCCAACCCAGUGAGGACCACCAACCCAAGUCAUGUCUUUCCACAGCACUACCCUGACAGCACCGGGCCACCUGGUGUUGGUCCUGAGAACUACACUCUGGAUUACAACGAGUGUUACUUUAACUUUUGUGAAUGCUGCCCACCGGAGAGAGGGCCCAGGGGCCUGAAAGGAGAAAGAGGCCUGACAGGGGCAACUGGAGAAAAAGGCCUUACAGGAGCAGCUGGUUUACCUGGGCCACCUGGCAUCAGUGGUCCUAUUGGCUUAAAGGGAGAAAAAGGGGACAAAGGUGACAGAGGAAACAGUGGGCCAAGUGGGCCACUAGGCAUUCCAGGAAAACCAGGACCAAAAGGUGAUGUUGGCUACAAAGGGGAAAAGGGUGAAGUUGGACUGCAAGGUCUCAAAGGAGAAAAAGGGCAGAAAGGAGAACCUGGCAAGAAUGGGACUGCAGGUGAGAAAGGAGAACCUGGAAAAGAGGGGCCAGCUGGGCCUCCAGGAGUGGCUACAGUACAAGGACCAAAAGGAGAUAAGGGGGAUAGAGGGGAGUGUGCCUCAUAUGGAGAGAAAGGACACAAAGGUGAACCAGGUGAACCUGGAGCUCCUGGAAUCCCAGGAGCGAUGGGAAUUCCAGGACAGAAUGGCAAGCAUGGCUCCCCAGGCCCUAUAGGUGUCCGGGGGGAUCCGGGAGCUCCUGGACCACAAGGAGAACCAGGGGUGAGGGGGCUAGAAGGACCACAAGGUAUAAGAGGGAUUCCAGGACCGAGAGGGGAAAGAGGUUACCCUGGGAUGAGAGGUGAGCGGGGUUUUCGUGGAUUCAAAGGUGCUAAGGGUUCUGGAUCAGGGGUUCCCCAGAAACACUCUGCCUUCAGCGUAGGUAUCUCUCCGAGAAAGUCUUUCCCUCCUUCAGGCUUCCCGAUCCGCUUCGACAAAGUCUUCUACAAUGAAGAGAACCACUUCAACAUAACUUCCAACAGCUUUACAUGUGUCUACCCUGGAGUUUAUGUCUUCUCCUUCCACAUCACCGUGCGCAAUCAGCCGCUGCGAGCCACGCUGGUGGUGAACGGGUCACGGAGAGUGAGGACACGGGAUUCUCUGUACGGUCAAGACAUCGACCAGGCCUCCACUCUGGUGGUGCUGCGGUUGGCUGCAGGCGAUCAGGUGUGGAUGGAGACGCUCAGAGACUGGAAUGGAGCGUAUGCCAGCAGUGAGGACGACAGCAUCUUCUCUGGAUUUCUGCUUUACUCAGACAAGCCGUGA
Messenger RNA from Pundamilia nyererei, 1470 nucleotides. It is a transcript of the gene otol1b, whose product is annotated as otolin 1b. NCBI's taxonomy places the organism in Eukaryota, Metazoa, Chordata, Actinopteri, Cichliformes, Cichlidae. The transcript has 4 exons. Gene Ontology annotation, molecular function: protein binding. The coding region runs from base 1 to 1470 and encodes 489 amino acids. The record is from RefSeq and is a predicted model, not a curated record.